GAGAGAGGAUUAAUGUGACAGAAUAAAUAAUAUAGAUAAGAUAUUUCUUAUCUCGCACGAUUUUUUCCUUAUAAUGAUAGUGCAGUAGUUAUCACAAUGAUAAAAUUGUAGGAAAAAUAUCUAGAAAAGAUAAACGUGUAAGAAUUGUAGAAAUAAAGUAUCGCGGUACCAAGGCAACUUUCACGCCUGGAGACGGCUCCACAUCCAAUUCUCAAUAUCGAUUUUACCGACCGACGAUAUAGACGUUUUCAUAAUAAUCGAUUUGCAACCAGUUGCAACCAGGAAGCAGACGGAAACACUGUGCUAUCGGGUUUUGACGUCGGUUUGUACUUUAAAUAGAUACAUGUGCACGUAGCCAAAGGCAUCACGUCCCGAGCAAAGUUCAAAUGUGAUUAUUCCGUUUAUUUUGUAAGCCCCGCAAGUCGAACGUCAAUUACAGAUAACAAUUACGAUGCAGUGCUUGAGAUUAUUCGCAAAUGUCCACAAUGCGUCCAGAGGGGCAGGCAUUGUCAGCCGACACAUCGCCUCGCUCUCUGUCUUGCCGGAGACCCACCAAAUGCUGUACAAAACAUGCAGAGACUUCGCCGAGCAGGAAUUAAAGCCCGUCGCAGCGGAGAUAGACAAGAAGCACCUCUUCCCCAAGGAACAAAUCAAGAAGAUGGGCGACCUGGGCCUCAUGGGUCUGUACAUGCCCGAGGCAUUGGGUGGCACAGGACUGGAUUACCUGGCUUACGCUAUCGCCAUGGAGGAGAUCUCUAGAGGCUGCGCAAGUGCCGGAGUCGUGAUGAGCGCUCACAAUUCGCUGUUUCUGGGACCUGUCGAGAAAUUUGGAAACAACAAGCAGAAAGAGAAGUACAUCAAGCCGUUCAUGAAUGGCGAGAACAUCGGUUGCUUCGCACUCAGUGAACCAGGCAACGGAUCUGACGCUGGUGCCGCGUCCACGACGGCCAAGUUGGACGGCAGCGCCUACACAAUCAACGGCACCAAGUCGUGGAUAACGAACGGGUUCGAGGCGAAGGCGAUAGUCCUGUUCGCGACGACGGACAAGUCCAAGAAGCACAAGGGUAUCAGCGCCUUCAUAGUGGACAGUCCAACGGCGGGUCUGAGUCUGGGCAAGAAGGAGGACAAGUUGGGUAUACGAGGCAGCAGCACCUGCUCCCUCAUCUUCGAGGACGCUAAAGUAACGAGCGAGAACCUCCUGGGCGAGCCCGGAAUGGGUUUCAAGAUCGCGAUGAUGGCCCUAGACGCCGGCAGGAUCGGGAUCGCUGGACAGGCGUUGGGCAUCGCUCAAGCGUCCCUCGACUGCGCGAUAGAGUACGCUGCGAAACGCCAGGCGUUCGGCAAGUCGAUCCUUAAACUGCAGGCGAUCCAGCAGAAGAUCGCUGACAUGGCACUGAAACUGGAGGCCUCGAGGCUGCUGACGUGGCGAGCGGCUCAGCUCAAGGAUACCGGUAAACCGUUCACGAAGGAAGCUGCUAUGGCUAAGCUGUCCGCGUCCGAGACCGCGACGUUCUGCGCUCACCAGUGUAUACAGAUUCUGGGUGGGAUGGGAUACGUGUCGGACAUGCCGGCAGAACGUUACUACAGGGACGCGCGUAUUACAGAGAUCUACGAAGGCACGUCGGAAAUUCAAAGGCUCGUGAUCGCCGGAAAUCUCAUCAAAGAAUACGGUCUCAAUUAGAGAUCGCGCGACUCGUACACGUAAGAUAAUAAUAAUAUCUCGAUAACUCUUCCUUUAUACCUAAAGCAAAAUAUAUUUUAUACGUAAUACUGCAUCUAUGUAGACUGUAUAUAUAUAUAUAUAUAUAUCGAUAUAUAUAUUUUUCUAUGAAGAGAGAAGAAUCGAAAUAAAUCUCAUAUACUAUGC
Messenger RNA from Ooceraea biroi (clonal raider ant), 1867 nucleotides. It is a transcript of the gene Arc42, whose product is annotated as Activator-recruited cofactor subunit 42. NCBI's taxonomy places the organism in Eukaryota, Metazoa, Arthropoda, Insecta, Hymenoptera, Formicidae. Gene Ontology annotation, molecular function: flavin adenine dinucleotide binding; short-chain fatty acyl-CoA dehydrogenase activity. Gene Ontology annotation, cellular component: mitochondrion. Gene Ontology annotation, biological process: fatty acid beta-oxidation using acyl-CoA dehydrogenase; butyrate catabolic process. The record is from RefSeq and is a predicted model, not a curated record.